Molecule: messenger RNA, 2966 nt
Organism: Malaclemys terrapin pileata
Lineage: Eukaryota; Metazoa; Chordata; Testudines; Emydidae
Gene: RGCC
Product: regulator of cell cycle
Exons: 5
Coding region: 375-881 (168 amino acids)
Biological process (GO): regulation of cell cycle
Cellular component (GO): cytoplasm
Molecular function (GO): protein kinase activator activity; protein kinase binding
Source: RefSeq, a predicted model, not a curated record
GGGGGACGCGGGAGGGAAGCCCUCCCGAGCAGUGACAAUUUCAGCCUGAUGUUCAGGGGCUAGAUGCCUGUACCCCCAAGCCAGAGGGCUUGGAUUGGGGGGCUCGGAAGUCCCGCCAGUGAGGUCCGAGGCGGGCACGUGGGAGGCCCCGGCUCGGGGCUCUGUGGGACCGGUAGGAGGCUGGAUACAGAGGCAGGGGGAUAAUCCAGCCCCGCCGGCGGGCCGCGUCCUUCCCACUUCGCCGCCCCAGCGCGAGAGCUGCGGCCGGGCUCGGCCGUGCCCCCUCCCACGCCCGCCUCCUUCCACGUCUGGCUGCGCCGCGGCCGCUCCCCGGGGCACGGGCUAUAAGAGGCUCCGGCUGGGGCUGGCGGCAGAUGCUGGAGGCAGGAGGCGGCGGGGAGAGGCGAGAACCUGCGGCCAUGAAGUCCCCGCAAACCAAGAGCGCGGCCGGCAAAGGCUCCGGUGACGGUCUCCCUCGUCCUCUUCCGUCCCGGCCGGGGCCGGCCCCGGGCCCUGCCGCCCUGCGGGCGGACGCCGGGGAGCUGGCGGAGGUGCUGGGUGAGUUCGAUGCCGUGAUAGAAGACUUCUCCUCGCCCGUCAGCAAGCGCCACUUCCAGUACGAAGAGCACCUGGCGCGGAUGAAACGGCGGAGCAGCGCCAGCGUCAGCGACAGCAGCGGCAUGAGCGACUCCGAGAGUGCAGAUUCACUCUACAGAAACAGUUUUAGCUUCAGUGAUGAAAAACUUAACUCUCCAACAAUGUCAAUUCCAACUCCAACUUUACCAUCUCCAGCAGUAACUCCUUGUAAAGCAAAGCUUGGAGACACAAAAGAACUAGAAGACUUUAUUGCUGAUCUUGACAGGACAUUAGCAAGUAUGUGAAGCAAAGGGAUUUUUGGCAUCAUCCCUGUCUACAGAUAAUUCCUUGAAAGAUGCAAUGAAGACCUAAUGAUAUGGAUCACUGAAAGCCGCUGCCAUGUCUGACAACUGUCAACUUUGCUAUCCAGCAUAUUCAUCUUCUGAACAUAACAAUAGUCACCUUCUCUAAGCAUUUAACUGAUGACAUCAGUUUUGUUACUUUGCAGCAGGCAGGAUCAGAUAACUUAAAUGUGCUGAUACUAUAUUUUUUUCUUAAAAAUAUAGCUUAAAUUCUAAUUUAAAAUUGCUUUUAUGAAAAUAUAUUUGUAAUUUUAUAUAGUUGGAAACUUUAAUGCUUUUAAUAUAUUUUUGUAUACAAAUAAAACCUGAACUGAAAUCUAGCUGUCUAAAAUCGCUUUGUGGGUUUAAGAAGAUUAAUUUAUUAAGUUUCAAACUCAUCUCAGUUCCCGAGAACAUGCAUCAGAUUUUAAAAUGUCUGAUAACUUAUUUCAUGAUAGGCAAAAUAACAAAAUGCAGGCUUUAUGCAAAACUUUACAUUUUUCUCAAUUAAAGGGCCAACGUUGGUUAAAUGUGAGUAUUACAUAUUAAAUGCCUAGGGAAUAGAAUCAAUUGAGCCAAAUGCUGAUCUCACACGAGGAUAAGUCUGGUAUAUUUCUACGGACUUCAAUACCCCUUUUUGUGUGUGUGUGUGUGUGUGUGUGUGUGUGUGUGUGUGUGUGUGUGUGUGAAGAGCUUUCAAGCCCUAUCUAAGAGACCCCCUUAAUGAACUUCCAAGCUUUGGUGGUGUCAUUUAAAUGUUAAUGUUAUUGAAUGCACCACUCUAAAUCAAACACUGAUUGGGAGCCAACACACUUAGGCCAAGAUAUUUAAAGGUGCUUAGGCUGAGUGGAGCAAUGCCUAAGUGACAAUCCCAUUGACUUUCAGUAAGAUUUAGGCUCCUACAUACCUAAGUCACUUUUCAAAGUGUGACUUAGCCAUGUAAGUCACUUAUGGUCAGAUCCACACAGGUAUUUAGGUAACUGCCUUUCUGGGUGCUUGUGCCUGCCACUGCCUGUAGGCACCUUGAUUUUUUGCUUGUCAGCAUUCGCAAAGCCCCCUAAGCAUUGAUGCCACCCCACAGCUAGUGAGCCCUUACUGAAGAAGAGGCCCCAAGGAGGAUUCUCAAAGUGGAUGGGGGAAUCAGGGCUGGCAUUAUGACAUAGAAUGCAGGGCAAUUGCCCAGGGCCCCACACCAGAGGGGGCCCCCACAAAACUAAGUUACGAGUGGGGGAGAGGGGCUUGGGCUCAGGCUUCAGCCCCAGACGGUGAGGCUCCAGCUUCGGCAGGGUGGGGACCCACUCCUUAGUUUCUGCCUUGGGCCCCAGUGAGUCCCAAUGCCAGCCCUGGGGGGAAUGCCUAUCUUGUCAGCAGGGACUGAUUCUUAAAGCAUGCUCAGAGCACGCUUAAAGCAUUGAGAGAAAGCUAGAUAGUAGGGCUGUCAAACAAUCAAAAUUUUUUUAUCGUGAUUAAUUGCAGCUUUAAUCACACUGUUAAUAGAACACCAAUUUAAAUUUAUUAUAAAUAUUUUUGGAUAUUUUCUACAUUUCAAAAAUAUUGAUUUCAAUUACAGUGCAGAAUACGAAGGGUACAGUGCUCACUUUAUAUUAUUUUUGAUUACAAAUAUUUGCACUGUAAAAAAGAUAAACAAGUGCAAUCUACAAGUCGAAGCAUGCAGGGGCAUACGAAUGUUUAGCUUAUCUCUCACGUAAAUACCUUGCAAUGUUGGCUACAACUGUGCCAUGAGAAUGCCUGUUCUUACUUCAGGUGACAUUGUAAAUAAGAAGCGUGCAGCAUUAUUUCCUGUAAAUGUAAACAAACUUGUUUUCUUAGCUGUUGGCUGAACAAGAAGUAGGACUGAACGGACUUGUAGGCUCGAAAGUUUGACAUUGUUUUUGAGUGUACUUAUGUGAAAAAAAUUCUACAUUUGUAAGUUGCACUUUCACUUAUAAAGAGAUUGCACUACAGUACUUGUAUGAGGUGAAUUGAAAAAUACUAUUUAUUUUAUCUUUUUACAGUGCAAAUAUUUGUAAUAAAAAUAAUAUAACGUGA